CGACAAGCCUGGGUCGAGUGGAGUUGAUCCAAUAUGGCGUCCGAAGGGAAAGGAACAAAGAUAGAACAAGAUGUUGUUAUGGAAGAUCUGACCACUCCAAAGGACAAGGAGUCGCAGAAAAUGUUCUCUCUAAAAAAGUGGAAUGCCAUAGCGAUGUGGUCGUGGGAUGUUGAAUGUGAUACAUGCGCUAUUUGUCGUGUGCAAGUCAUGGAUGCUUGCCUAAGGUGUCAGUCAGACAACAAGCAAGAGGAAUGUGUUGUUGUAUGGGGAGAAUGUAACCACUCAUUCCAUAACUGCUGUAUGUCCCUAUGGGUCGUCCAGAACAACAGAUGUCCCCUCUGCCAGCAAGAAUGGGUGGUGCAGAGAAUUGGAAGAUAGCAAUGGAUUCUCAAUGAUUACAGCAAGAGGAAACUUUUCUCAUUAAGAACACUGGGCUUUCACUGUUGUCAGUGAAAGCCCAGAUGGCACAGACUUUACCAACCUACAAUAUUUGAAAAUAUUCAGAAAAAAUUUACAGAGCAACAAUUUUCUAUUUCUCAGGCAAAAAUUGGUGUCCCAAUGAUUCUCUGGAAGGGACGAGUUCUAAUCUGAGUAUUUACCUGAUUAUUUUCUAGCAGUGAUCCAACUAAUAAGAAUUUAAAAAAUAGAAAAGUAUUAAGUUGGAUAGUUUAGUAUGUAACAUUUAAAGUUGAGGUUUCUGUCUCUAUUAGAUCUAACUACUUUAAACUAUUAUACCAUCUGAUGUUUGCACAUUUGUUUCACAAUUUGUUGCACAAUGUAUGAUAAUUUUGUGAUUACCUAGGUAUGAUAGUGACUGAAACAUCUACCAAUCUUGUUCCUGUCAAGCAAUAAGCCUAAAACACUGUUGAUCAAUAAUUCUUCUUCUAGCAAAAACAAUUUUUACUAGCUAAUCAAAUUUUUCUAUGAACUUGCAUGAAGGCUGUAGCUAGAAAACUUAAGGAGGCCAGUUUUCAGAUUCUUGCUUCAGAGGCAGAUAUUUUUUCAUGUCUUUUUUAAAAUUCCUAAAAGCCCCCCUACCCUGCCUCCAUGCUCGCUACGGCCCUGUGUGUCGAAUUUUUGGUUGGAAUGUCAGUGUGUUAUUUAUUACUAUAUUGUUCUGUAUAAUAUAUGUAAAGGUCUGAAAGCA
Molecule: messenger RNA, 1147 nt
Organism: Nematostella vectensis (starlet sea anemone)
Lineage: Eukaryota; Metazoa; Cnidaria; Anthozoa; Actiniaria; Edwardsiidae
Product: RING-box protein 2
Exons: 3
Coding region: 34-378 (114 amino acids)
Biological process (GO): ubiquitin-dependent protein catabolic process; protein ubiquitination
Cellular component (GO): nucleus; Cul5-RING ubiquitin ligase complex
Molecular function (GO): cullin family protein binding; zinc ion binding; ubiquitin protein ligase activity
Source: RefSeq, a predicted model, not a curated record